AUGGCCAGGCUUCGCGAUGAGCGAAGCACACGAUACCGCGACGAUGGCGAAUAUUUGGACGACCGAGACCGCAAGCAUCGCCGCAGACAAAAAGACGCAAAACACGACGACGAGCCACAAAUGUCCGCCCGCGACAGAGAGAGGAGAGAGCGCCGCCGCGCUGAAGAGGUCCGGAGGCAGGCCGACGUCGACAUUGAGGAAUUGAGAGCUAGGAGAGAGUCGUACUACACGCGCAACGAGACAGAGCGCCGCCGGGAGCGAGAGCGAGAGCGGGAGCGAGAGCGGGAUCGUGCCUCUCACGACAGCAGGAGAGAGCCCGUCAAAGACAAGUCGCGUAGCAGUAAAGAGGUCCGCCGAGAUCCAACCCGGCGUUCGUCGAAAAAGAGAAAUGUCAUCCCCGAAGACGAGGACUUUGUCUUUGGCCGCCCAAAGUCGAUGGGCCACGUCGAGGACAUCACAGUGCGACGCCCGUCUGUCCGCAAAAGAAGUGAAGAGGGAGGGUCUUCCAACAGAACUGCUUACACGCCCGUGUCCGGUUCUGGAUCCGCGUCCGUCCGCAGGGCUGAGGUCCCAAAUUUGUCCAGGAGCGCCUCUGUUCGUGAACCAAAAGCAUCUACUACACCAGCAAGGCCGUCUGUGCGACGCACAAGCACUGCAAAGUCGCCUGCUCCACCCACACCGCUUACCAGGACACAGUCUGUCAAGGAGGCUGCCCGUCGCAGUACCGGGGGAAUCCUGUCAAGCUUCUUCAAGCCCUCACUGUCGCGCAACACCUCCACAGCCGACUGCUUGGUAUGCAUGAACGAUGACAUCCCUAUCCACAAGACUGUCAAGCUUGCUUGUGGGCACCGCAUGUGCUACUCCUGCCUGAAGCGACAAUUCACCCUCUCUGUCAAGGAUCCCCAGCACAUGCCGCCACGAUGCUGCACAUCAGAGCACAUUCCCUUGAAGUAUGCCGACCGACUGUUCGACGACAAGUUCAAGGUACUAUGGAACAAAAAGUUCCAAGAGUACACCACCAGCAACCGCCUGUACUGCCCCACAAAGGGAUGUGGCCAAUGGAUCAAGCCAUCCAAAGUCAAGAUGGAUCCAACAUAUGGUCGCAAGUAUGCACGAUGUAGCUCAUGCAACACAAAGGUCUGCGUACUAUGCAACGCCAAGUUCCACACCAAGCGCGAAUGCCCCAAGGACGAAGAGACUAAUCGUCUGGUUGAGAUGGCCAAGGAGCAGGGCUGGCAACGAUGCUACAGCUGCAAGGCUGUAGUAGAGCUCAAGGAAGGUUGCAAUCACAUGACCUGUCGCUGCACGGCUCAAUUCUGCAUGGUCUGUGCUGCUCCCUGGAAGACCUGCAACUGCCCUUGGUUCAACUACCAACACAUCCCGGAUGAUGAUCGCCUGAAUGACAUGCGCGUGCCAUACGCAAACCCCCGUUACCCCGACGUUGAGGUUAUUGAAAUCGCCGAAGCUACCCCACCGCUAGCACGCCGCCCAAGCAUCCGCCCCCGUGAACGCCCCGAACGAGAACGCGACUACGACCGCGCCGAACGAGUUCUAUCCGGACAGCUUCGUAACUCACUUCAUCUUCCUACCCCGACCGUAUCAUCAGCACGACGCACGGAACCCGAGGUUCAGAUUUAUGGUGUUGGUAACGCUGGCGGCCACCACAUGAACGAUUCCUAUGCUAUCCGCUCCGUGCCCAACUCUGCUGUCCGCACCGCUGCUCGCCUAUCCACCCCCCGCCAAUCGACCCCCAGAAGUUCGAUUUUCUCUAGCACCCGCCGCGUCUCGGCACCUACCCCCUCACGCUCUGCUCCCCCCGCCGUUGUCACUUCUUCAGUAAUGGCUGGACUCUCAAAAGAUGGAAAGAAAGUCGGUGCAAACCGCGUAGGAACAUGGCUCAACCAUGUUCAGAUCGACCCCGAGGCGACCGUCACUGCCGCGGAAAACGUCGAGGUCGAUGACUGGAGGUGCGAUGGCACCAUGAUUGGUAUUGAUUAA
Bipolaris oryzae ATCC 44560 is the source of this 1998-nucleotide messenger RNA. RefSeq lists its product as uncharacterized. The transcript is spliced from 4 exons. Bases 1 to 1998 code for a protein of 665 amino acids. Gene Ontology annotation, cellular component: ubiquitin ligase complex; cytoplasm. NCBI's taxonomy places the organism in Eukaryota, Fungi, Ascomycota, Dothideomycetes, Pleosporales, Pleosporaceae. Gene Ontology annotation, biological process: positive regulation of proteasomal ubiquitin-dependent protein catabolic process; protein polyubiquitination; ubiquitin-dependent protein catabolic process. Gene Ontology annotation, molecular function: zinc ion binding; ubiquitin conjugating enzyme binding; ubiquitin protein ligase activity. The record is from RefSeq and is a predicted model, not a curated record.